AUGACAGCCGUUAAAAUAUAUGGAAUUACCAUCUGCAUACAUGAAAAGAAUUCUGAAAACAUUUAUGAAAUUGACGAUGAUUGUCCAAUUAUACAUUUAAUAAAAACGAAUUUGGAAGAUGGAUCGGAUAUAUAUUUAGCUACUGGAAAAGACGAUGAUAAAAAGAAAUUGAGUCAUGAUGAGAAAUGCGAAGAACAAAAUGAACAAGAUAUUUGUUUUGAACCAAAUUAUCUUGCCGAAUUUAAAACUAUAUGUUCAUUAAAUGUGACGGUUCGACCGAUAAAAUAUGAUGGAAAUCGCUAUUUUAGAGCAUUAAGUGAUCAAAUAACUGGUUCACAAGAAGGACAUGUUGUUUUACGAGCAAUUGUUAUUGAUUUUAUAUCGGACCAUCGUGAAAUAUUUGAAUCAUCUAUUGAUCAUGAACAUUUUUCGUCAUGGGAGGAUUUUAUUUAUCGAAUGCGUCAAAAUGGAACAUUUGCUGAUGGGAUCGUAGUGGUUGCUUCAGCAAUGUUGUUAUGUAGACAAAUUAUCAUUCAUCAACGUGCACAACGUCCCGUACUGUUUAAAUCUUUAUGUUUUAUAUCAAAUAAUAAUCAAAUACAUCUCGUUUAUGAUUCUAAAAAACUUCAUUAUAACAGCUUGUGGUUAAUUGAUGGAAAUAAACUAUAUGUUGAAGAAUCAGAAUGUGUUUCUGCUUGA
Rotaria sordida is the source of this 699-nucleotide messenger RNA. NCBI's taxonomy places the organism in Eukaryota, Metazoa, Rotifera, Eurotatoria, Philodinida, Philodinidae. The record is from the annotation of a GenBank genome assembly.